Leptopilina heterotoma is the source of this 2016-nucleotide messenger RNA. RefSeq lists its product as uncharacterized. The record is from RefSeq and is a predicted model, not a curated record. The coding region runs from base 94 to 1917 and encodes 607 amino acids. The transcript has 13 exons. NCBI's taxonomy places the organism in Eukaryota, Metazoa, Arthropoda, Insecta, Hymenoptera, Figitidae.
AAUUCUUCAACGGAUUUCUGAAAUUUUUUAACGUACUUCCAAUAAGUGGAAAGAAUUUUAUUAAAAAAUUGGUAUUAAAUUGUAAGUGAAAAUAUGAUUAACAAGAUGGAUAUCUAUUUGAACAAUCCACUAGUUUCUAAAUGUUUACUUGCGACUAAAGCAAAAAACAUAAGAAAAGCAAUUUCUAUAGAAGAAAUCAGUUCUCUAGAACUGAAGGCAAUUGAGAAUACUUUAAGAGAAAUUUUAUAUGACACAGAAAUAACAAAAAAAGUCAGACUUUAUUGGACAAUGAUUAUUCUGGAAGGAGCACAACGGCUUCGUCAUGAAAAAUUGAAUAUCCUUUAUGAAAGAGCUAAUUCAUUACUACACUCUGAACAGUUGAAGAAAAGGACAAGACCAGAAAGCGCAAUAUCCAUUGAAGAUAUACCAAAAACUCCUGAAAUGCCAAAAUUACAUUUUCCUCUUACUCCACCUGAUGAACACCUUCUUAACGAACAGCAAGACGAUCUGCUUCGUAAUAUACCAAAUGGUCGCUCGUCACCUGUGGAGAAAGAAUUAAAUUUAAAGGAAAUGAUGCUGGCUUUUGAAAAGUAUUGCGAAGGAGAUCGAACAAGGGAAUAUGUGACUACAGCACGAAAUAUUACUGAAACAGAAGAAAUUGCAAUCCCUGAAAAUAUUCCAGUUUCUGACCUAGUGCCAGACACUCCGACAAAAAGACCAGCCUCCUUUGUUCGCCAUGAUGAUACGCCUAGUAAAAGAAGAAAAAUGUCAUCAAUGGUUACAGACCAGAUUGAAGCAGAAACGGAAGGACCGACUGAAGAUAAUAUGGAGAUAAAUGAACCAAUACUACAGAGGAUGGACGACAAUGAAACGGUGACCGAUCAAAGACUGGAUGAAAACGUUGCUGGAGAAAUAGAUGUAAAUGAAGCAUUUCCUCCGAGUCCAGUUGCUCAUGAGAGGGAAGCAGACAGACAAAUAGAAGAAAAAAUUCCCAGAGUUGAAAAUAUUCAAGUUCCAGAGGCUCAAAGGUUAUCGCAGAUAAGUGAGCCUGAAGGACCAGAAAUUCCAGCGCCUAAACCAAGAUUCAAGUUAACAAAAGUGACUGCUAACAAAAUGGUUCAACUAUCUGCACAAUUGACGUAUCAACAGAAACUUGAAUUUCAAAUAAGGAAGCACGAUCAGGAUAUACUGCCAUCAAUUCAUCAACCUUUGAGUAUUUUAGAAAGAACUGAAGAAGAAUUAACACGAAAUGAGAAUACAUUGGAUCUGUUUGAUGAAAUAUUUUAUAACACAUAUUUCCGUUUGGAAGUUAGAAGUAAGGUAGAUGAACGUGUGCAAGAACCACGAGAUGACGCAGUUCUUGAAUUAGAAAAUCAAGAACAUGAUAGACGAAUAAGUAGGGCUCCGAUAGAAGCGGAUAUUUCUGAUGUGAAUAAUACUGAUAGCAGAAUAGCUAAUCCACAAGAGUUGAGUGAGAGAAGCACUUUAGGACAUACCAUUCAAAUACCCAAUAUUUUAGUGAAUGAUCAGCCAAUAGAAGAUGUCUUAGAGCCAAUUUCAGAGUCUAAUGUUGAGCCUGCUGCAGACCCACCUUUUCAUUCUGUUGUAGAGCCCACAUUAGAUCAAGCUCAGGAAGCUACUUGCAAUCCUACUUUGCAGUCUCCUUCACAGUUUAGAUUACAAAUUUCAAGGGUUUAUGAGGCAGAUAGUUAUGCAGCAUUUUUCGAGAAUUUAUCUUUCUCUGAAGGAGAAAUAGUGGAAUUGGAUGUAAUUAUUCCCCCAGAGAGUCAUAAUAAACUAUCCUUAGUAAGAUGUUUAUAUUGUCUUCUUGAAUUUCAGAAGGAGAAGAAGAUUCUUUUGUCCCAAGAUACAUGUUAUGGUCCUAUUCUUAUUCGAAAAUGGCCAAUAAUUGAAUGAAGAGAAAUACUAGGUACAAAAAUAAUUUAAUAUUAUUUUUUUAAAUUUUAUUUAGCAGGUACUGAUAUAUUUUUAAAUUGUACAUUACUUAAAUUUUAA